ACAGUUAACUAUUUAUUUUUUUAGUAAUUUAUUUUACUUUCCUCCAACAAAUUAUCAUUCUUUAAAUGGUUUUGGGCAGAGGAAAACAAUGAGUAAUUUUAGUGUGUUUCACAAUGUACCACAAGAAAUGACUAAACAGAGUAAGAAAAGGAAAAAACGUUUUCAUCUGAAAUCAGCAAAAAAAAAAAAAAAAAAGUCACAAAGACACUUAUGUCACAUGUUCUUGACUACAGUGAUGUCGUUAAAAGUAGGGCACAAAAGCAUGAAGCAACAACUUCCAAUAGAUGCACGUUCAACUCCAACAGACUGAAGAUGUCUAUGCAUAUCUAUGCUAAUGAAGAAGCUAACAGUCAUGAUCUCAGGACAGGAAGACAGAUCUCCACAACACACCAAACAUCUGGAAGCUCAGAUGGAUGGAUUUACAAUCACUCCAGUUUUUACUACAUUUCCUCUGAGAAGAAAAGCUGGAAUGAGAGCAGAAGAUACUGUACGGAGAGAGGAGCAGAUCUGAUCAUCAUAAACAACAAAGAGGAAAGAGAUUUUGUUGAGAAGAACAUUGAUCGUCGUACUUUAUUCUGGAUUGGUCUGACUGACAUUGAUGAAGAGGGCUCGUGGAAAUGGGUUGACGGCAGCACACCGACCUUUUGGUUUUGGAGGACUAAUGAGCCCAAUGGCCAGCGAGGAGAAAAUUGUGCUGUAGUUCAUUCAACAAUUUGGGCCGAUUACAGAUGUAGUAACGCUUAUCCUUGGAUUUGUGAGAAGAACAUUUGAAUGUGACUUUUUAUAUGAGUUAAAGGAUUAGUUCACAUCUGAAUUAACAUUUCUGAUAAUUUACUCACCCCCAUGUCAUCCAAGAUGAUCGUGUCUUUCUUUCGUCGGUCGAAAAGAAAUGAAGGUUUUUGAUGAAAACA
Messenger RNA from Megalobrama amblycephala (Wuchang bream), 911 nucleotides. Its product is annotated as C-type lectin domain family 17, member A-like. The record is from RefSeq and is a predicted model, not a curated record. The coding region runs from base 211 to 771 and encodes 186 amino acids. NCBI's taxonomy places the organism in Eukaryota, Metazoa, Chordata, Actinopteri, Cypriniformes, Xenocyprididae. The transcript has 4 exons.